Cryptotermes secundus is the source of this 705-nucleotide messenger RNA. RefSeq lists its product as uncharacterized. The transcript has 2 exons. The coding region runs from base 194 to 610 and encodes 138 amino acids. NCBI's taxonomy places the organism in Eukaryota, Metazoa, Arthropoda, Insecta, Blattodea, Kalotermitidae. The record is from RefSeq and is a predicted model, not a curated record.
ACUGAAGAAUCUCCUGCCGUCUACCCUUGACCUCUACGUGCGGUCAUCGACUCUACUCACUGACUUGGUUUUUCUUUUCUUGUGGAACAGAAGAGGGGGCCUCCUUUGUGGUACCAUUAAACCCUUACAUAUAAGACAGGAUAUAAAAGACAGGCAACGUGUAGUGAGCAAGAGCGAUAAGAGGCAGCAGGAUAUGGCGGCCAUAAUGUACACGUUCGCAGUUUGCACGGCGAUGGUGUGUCUGUGUUCAGGACAGUCCAUUUCUCAGACUGCAGCAAGGCUGGAGGAACCUCAUCAAACCUUGGACGAGGUGCGGUCUCCCCUCCACGACCUCUCGGUCAAUGCGGGCAGACAGCAAGCACGGCUGGACACAAGCUACAUGCCCGCUGUGGAAGCAGGCCAAUCGGUGGACAACAACGAUGCUCAACUUGACCAGGCAAAGGACGACAUGAAGACGGAUGAAUUCAGUUUCUGGAGAUAUCGUCCUUACUAUGGGCGACGUUGGGGAUGGGGUUGGAAUGGUUAUCCUAGUUGGGGCUGGAAUGGUUAUAGGGGUUGGGGUGGUUACGGCUAUGGAAGAAGUUUUCCUUAUUAUGGUUACUACUGGUAAUUUAUUGUGGAAGUGAAAGAUUUCAAGACAGGAGACUGCAUCUGAACGCUUGAAAAGAAUCUGGAAUUGAAAUUAAGAGGAAUUUUCUAAAAAAU